Messenger RNA from Fukomys damarensis (Damara mole-rat), 447 nucleotides. RefSeq names its product transducin-like enhancer protein 6. The transcript has a single exon. Gene Ontology annotation, biological process: negative regulation of canonical Wnt signaling pathway; regulation of DNA-templated transcription. Gene Ontology annotation, molecular function: transcription corepressor activity; protein binding. The record is from RefSeq and is a predicted model, not a curated record. Gene Ontology annotation, cellular component: nucleus; transcription regulator complex. The annotation marks the transcript as partial. Lineage: Eukaryota; Metazoa; Chordata; Mammalia; Rodentia; Bathyergidae.
GGCCAGUCCGAGAGCUUGGGCUUGCCCUACAAGGUGCAGAGGCUGCACAUGCUGCAACAUGGGCACCACGUCCUCGCCACGGCCGUAAACAGCCUCACGCGCCACGCGUUCACCUGCGGCCCGGGCGGCCUCAAGGUGUGGAGGCUGGGCGGCCGGGAGGCCCAGGACACCUUCCCCCAGAGCCACCUGCAUUGGCCCAUCCAGACCCCGGGCGCCUUCCUGUCCACCUGCAUGCUGGCCCCCAACGGCAAGAUGCUCUUCGCCGGCGGCCACGGCCUGUCGGGCGUGAAUGUCUGGGACCUGCUGGCGCCGGACUUGCACAACCCAAGCCAGCUGCCCUGCGAGGGGCUCUCCUGCCAGGCCCUGGACGCCGACCUCAAAGGCAGCCUGGCCUUCGCCGGCUUCAGCAACGGCACCGUCAGGAUCUGGGAUGUCCGGGAUCGGAAC